AUGGCUACUAUCAAUCAACAAGGCAUUGCUGAACUUUCUCAACGCCACUCUUCAAGUGUUAUAGGAUCCCCCUCUACUAAAACUAUUACUUCGUCUUUUGAUAUCACUAACCCUCUCGCCAUACUUUGUCUUAUCGGAGCUUUAGUACUAUUAAUAGGACUUAUUAUUGCCUCCGUUGUUGUUUACCGGAAAUUAUCUAAGAAGAAACAGGUAUUUGAUGAGGGGAAAUACCGGCAAGUAGGUAAAUCCAUGUGGUAUGUUGAUCACAAGGGUGAAUCUCUUGAUAACCAACCCUCUACAUCGGGAGGGCUUAUUAAAUAUAAUAAUGAGAGCCCGGCAGCAUUCCAGAGGGGCGGCCACAUAAGAACUCCAGUUAGGUCUACUACAAGACACCCAAUCCAACCAACCCCUUUAAAACCAACACUAACUGCUGAAGAACAAGAGUGGGUGAAUCAAGUAGACCUUGGAUUAAGCGAAAGAGUGCGUAAAUUCCUAAUAGCGUGGCACACUUCUCAUAUAAACAGAUUAACCCCAUUAGUAAACAAUGGUUCAGAACCCCAGGUAGAUGACCCAAAAACACUCGAAGAACUACCAUUAAGAGGCCAAAUACAAGCAGCUAUGUGCGAGAUAGAUCAGAACACUGAGCCAUUCCCAGGUUGGGUACAAAAACUAGACGGCUACCUCCGUGGAUUAGCACCGGGCGAAAUGCAGCAACGAGUACAAGAAGUAAGACAAAAGAUCAUAUCCUGGAACAGUGUUCUGAUGGGCUAUCAACAACAAUACGAACAGCUGCUAACCACACUCCGAUCCAAUCAACCCAACGGGCACUUCUAA
Nematocida homosporus is the source of this 834-nucleotide messenger RNA. RefSeq lists its product as uncharacterized. NCBI's taxonomy places the organism in Eukaryota, Fungi, Microsporidia. The record is from RefSeq and is a predicted model, not a curated record. The transcript has a single exon. Bases 1 to 834 code for a protein of 277 amino acids.